CUUAUAUUAAAUUUUAUAUUAAAUUUUAUAUUCAAUUUUAUAUUAAAUUUUAAAUUAAAUUUUCUAUUAGCAACUUUCAGUCAUUCAUGGGGAUUGCAAGUGGCGCUCACGUUUGUUUUUCCGCCCGAAAGGCCGUUAUUCACUGGGGAAAAGCGAGGGAGUCGAGUCGUAAAGAUGUGUAUUGUGCAGCAAUACGCGCGACUUGGCCUAAAUCCGUCCUUGGCUUUGACUUUGGCCCGUUCGCUUGGCCCAAUUUAUGCAAUUCCAUUGUCCACUUUAUUGUUUCUGCAUGGCUUUUAUGAUCGGACACCUAAAUAUAGUCGUGGCCGACUUGUUUACCAAAUUGCCGUCUAGUCCUUGCCACCACUUUCCCUCGCCAACUUGUUCGGCAAUCUGUGCCCAGACACAGCAACAGGAAAAACAAUCUUGUAUGCGUGAGUGACCCAAAUAAGUAUGCUUUGUUUCUUGCCACUAACUUCCCCUUUCCUGUGGAUGAAAAUCUGCGUUUCAGCAAUUG
Messenger RNA from Drosophila mauritiana, 517 nucleotides. RefSeq lists its product as uncharacterized. The annotation marks the transcript as partial. The transcript is spliced from 2 exons. Lineage: Eukaryota; Metazoa; Arthropoda; Insecta; Diptera; Drosophilidae. The record is from RefSeq and is a predicted model, not a curated record.